This is a messenger RNA of Notolabrus celidotus (New Zealand spotty), 4865 nucleotides long. Its product is annotated as thrombospondin-type laminin G domain and EAR repeat-containing protein-like. Gene Ontology annotation, biological process: signal transduction. NCBI's taxonomy places the organism in Eukaryota, Metazoa, Chordata, Actinopteri, Labriformes, Labridae. The coding region runs from base 797 to 2800 and encodes 667 amino acids. The transcript is spliced from 16 exons. The record is from RefSeq and is a predicted model, not a curated record.
AACAUUGAAGUCUGAAGGAGGAACGUUGGUUUGAAAAGUGGACGUUUGCAUCUUCUGAACACCUGAAGAAACCCUGCAGAGAGAUGGAGGACUGUCAGAACCAUCUAAGGAUCUUUGUGCCAUGAUUUAGAAGAAAGGCUGAAACAGGACGAGAACUUAAGUCUGGAGUAUUUCAAUCAUAAAUGAAGAGAAGAGGACGUCCAGGAGUUAUCCAUCUUUAUGCUCCUGAGGACAGGAGAGCACCUGAGGAACUCGUUCAAAGAAAAGAGACAAGAGACAUAUUCUCUGUGAUCAAUGUUUGGGUUUGAUUUUUAUAUUUAGAGACUUGAAAGUAAAAAACAUUGAGAGAUGUUUUUCUGAAAUGUGUCCACAAUAGGACGAGAGACACGGACAGCUUCUUUGGGGAGAUUCAUCUCAUGAGGUUUUGAAAGCAGGACUUCUCAGAGUUUUUGAAAUCCUCUCUGCUGAGACAAACUUUGAUCUGGAUCAUCUCAAAGAGUUUAAGAGCUGAAGGAGGACUUUCAGAGGAAGUGUUCCACUCCAUGAAUUCAUGCUGACAUUGGACUGUCCUGAACUUUGGGGUUUUUGGACACAAACAAAUCCAGAGACGAUGGCUGGGUUCACCUCUGACCUUGAAACAGACGUUUGAGUAAAGGCUGUUGUGAGUGGAUCAUCGUAUCAUCGUCUGAUUGGAUGUUGACCUGGAGGUUUUCUAAGAGCUGGAAAAUGACGCUGAGUGACUACUUAGACUGGUGACGUGGGAUCAAACCUGCGUCAUCUGAGGCUCUACAGAGGGAUGUUGUUGUGUCGCCUCCUGCCGCUGACAUGGGUGCUGCUCACUGCCAGAGUCCAGAGCCAGAGCUGGAGACCCUGCACAGACUUGCUGCCUCUUGACCUGCUGACCAGAGUCCUGCCACGCCCAGGACAAACCCCGCCCACACAGUUGCAGAUGGUUCAGUCCAGUGGGUCCAGAGGUCUCCGAUUGGGCGGUGUCGUGACCUCAGCGCUGAGUUUCCCCGCCUCCCAAAUCUUCACCAACUGUGACUACUUCCCCUCCGAGUUCUCGCUGGUUGUCACCAUCAAGACUCUGAGUCUGAAACAGAAGAGGAAUGAGUACCUCUUCUCCGUGGUGGACGAGGAGUCGGACUCUCUGGUGCUGGGCCUCCGCGUCUCAGAGAACAGCCUCCACCUCCUGCUCAGGCACCCAGGUGCAGGUGGGCAGAGCCGGAUCACCUUUAAGGAUGUUGGACUGGAUGAUAACCGCUGGCACAUGCUGGUGGUGGCUGUGACCGGACCGUACGCCACGCUUACCAUCGACUGUGGACUUCCUCUGGAGCUUAAACAGGUUCAGUCCUUCCCCAGCACUCUCAGCACCAGAGGGUCCAGGUUCUUCAUCGGCAGCAGGAGGAAGAUGAGGGGACGGUUCUCUGGUUUACUGCGUCAGCUGGUUCUACUUCCUGGUUCAGACGCCACGCCCAGACUUUGUCCAUCAGCCAACCCCAGCCUGGCUGAGCUGUCCGUUCCCCAGGUCCUCAAGUCCACCCCUCUCCAGCCGGACUACCCCGGACCAGUUUACCCGUACGAGGCCGAGGCCAGAGUGACUCUGGGAAAUCCUCCUCAGUGCUCAGGACCAGAACAAGGCCAGCUGUGGUUCAACGCUCAGAGAAAAGACCUGUUCAUCUGUGACGGACUCACCUGGAGGGCGCUGCUGCACAAUAAGGAGCGUCUGGACUAUGUGGAGGACUACCAAGACCUGUACACCAACUCAGAAACCUUCGACGUGGAGGUCUUCUCCAUCCCGUCUGAAGGCCUGUUCAUGGCUGCAGCCAACAGAGACUCUCGGCCCGGGUCGGGGAUCUACAAAUGGAGAGACGGGUCGUUCCAGCUCUACCAGAACGUCAGCACUCAAGAGGCUCGAGCCUGGAAACACUUCACCAUCGAUGGAAAGAUCUUCUUGGUGGUGGCGAACUCCAAGGAGGCGGAGCCUGAGCUAUCGAUAAUCUAUCGCUGGAAUCCACGUCGGCUGCGUUUUGUCCGUCACCAGACGCUUCAGACUCACUCCGCUCUGGACUGGGAGGCCUUUCAGAUCCACAACAGCAGCUACCUGGUGGUAGCCAAUCACAGACGAGCCAGAGACUCCAACCACAACAUCCACAGUGUGAUCUACAGGUGGAACACAGACACAAAGCUGUUUGAGGUGAAUCAGACUCUGUCCACGUCCGGAGCGUAUGACUGGGAGUUUUUCACCGUAGGACCGUAUCACUUCCUGGUCGUGGCCAACACCUUCAACGGUCAGACGACCACCAUCAGCUCCACCAUCUAUGUCUGGCUGGACGGAUGCUUCCAGGUCUUCCAGAACAUCCCGACGAUUGGAGCGACGGACUGGGAGACUUUUCAGAUCGAUGGCCGGUUCUUUCUGGCGGUUGCAAAUAGUCAGAUGAUCUCAGGCCGAGGCCCGAGUCUCUACAGCAUCAACUCCACCGUGUACGAGCUCAACACGCUCACUCAGACCUUCAUCCGCUUCCAGGACAUCCUCACACACAGCGCGGUAGACUGGGAGUUCUUCACCAUCGGGGAUGAGAAGUUCCUGGUCGUAGCGAACUCUCAUGACGGCAGCUCGUACUCUCUGAACAGCGUGGUCUACAGGUGGCAGGGCUACGAAGGCUUCGUCCCAGUCCACAGUCUGCCCACUUUUGGCUGUAGAGACUGGGAAUACUUCAGCACAGAGGAGGGAUCCUUCCUGGUCUACUCCAGCGCCACUUCCAGGCUCAGCAAGGUGUUCAGACUCAGGACGUACUGAAGGAAACCAAAACAGACUUUGAGUUUGAUCUUUGAACCUUUUAAUUUCUGCGGCUGCAUCCUCAGGAGAUAGAGACUGACCCUGCAUCCUGCUGCAACCUCUGGAUCAGCUCUCUGCAGGUCCUCUCCCACAGUUCUGGGCUGAGUAAGGACCUUAGACUGCAGAGAGAGAUCAACAUUUGCACCGAAGUCAAACCGCUCCCUGUAAAGUCCUCACAGUCAGACAUGUUGACUCUUUGGAUGAAGUUCAUGAGACCUCUAGAGCUCUUCGCUGGUCCUCGAGGUUGAUCGAUAUAUUAAACACUUUAACAAGAUAUUUAAAAAACUGAUGUCACUCACCUGAUGAGGACAGCGCCCUCUAGUGGGCUGAAAAAGCCCACUAGGAUUCCAGGUCACAGCUGGUAAAGUCUCCUUCAGGUGCUGGUUUGUAUUUAUGAGUCAAAGUCUCUCAGUUUGAACUCCGUCUUUACUACGACCUGCUUUCUUUAUGUUUCACAUGACACCUGCGUGAGCAACACAUCCACCCUGAAUCCACACGGAUCCCAAGCUAUGACCGGAUAUAAACCAUUAUAAAAACAAAUGAUUUUGAUGUUCAGGUGGACUAAAAUAUUUCAGUCUAUAAUAUGAAUGAGCCGUUAGCAGCUCUGCAAACACUUGCAGAUGUUCAGGCAGGUUCUGAAGCAUCUUCUUUAUUCUGAACACACAUCAGAUUUAAAGACGUCACAGGGAACACUUGAGAUCAUACUGAAUCCACAGAUGUGUGUUUUGUGUCUGUGUGAUCAGAUUUAAUAGAGUAACUCUGAUAGAAAGAGGUUUUGACAUCAUGCAGUGUCUCAGGGGAGCAAACAGACUUUGUAAACUUUAGAAGAAGUCUCAUCUAGCCCUGCAGGUAGUGUGAAAUAAACCUUUGAGAGGAAUCACAUCACACAUGACGUCAGGAAUACAAACACAAAGAUGGAGGCUGAAAAAAUCCAGACAGGUCUCUGAGAGCAGGGUGGAGUCAGUCUCACUUUCAGCCCUGAAGUGAAACGGUGAGCAGUGACCUGCUCAUCAGGGAAAGGUCAGACUCUAAUGUGACUCACAUCACAUCACGCAGCUCAACAUCAACUUUAACUAUCAGAGUUUAUGAAAAGCUGAACUUCACUUUCAUGCAGCUUCAGUCUGACCUCCUCUCAGGGUCUAAAUAAACUACACGCAGUGACUCUAACAGACCUGUUUAUAAAUCCUGAUGAAGAGCUUUAAAGCUCCACUGAGGAGUUUUUAUCUGCUCAUGAAACAGACUGAAACUCAUGAUGACGUUUCUUUAUGACCUAUAAAAGUAAACAUGAGGAUCAGCAGGACGACGGAUUGUUUCUAUAGAGUUCUUGUGAUGUUUAAAGUCUCUGGUGGGGGGUCGGUGUCAGUCCAGCUCAUGAACUGCAAAACAGCCUGUUUGACAUUUAAAGUGGGUUUAGUGUAAACUCAACACAGGGUACGAAACCUGACUGACACAUGAAGAGGACAAAAUCAGAAAGAGAUAAGAGGUGCUGUUUUGUCCACAGGGGGCGCCAGAAUCAACACCAACUGGAAGUUCCUCACAGGAGCUUUAAUGAAACUGGCGACAGGUGGGGCAAAGUGACUGAAUUAUUUUAUAAUGUUCUAUUUUUUACAAAUGUUAAAGUGGCUUUGGAAGAAAUAUUAAUAUUGUAAUAAAGAAUAAGCUACGUAGAAGCUGACCUGCUAUUCAAACACUCAAACUGCUUCAGAUUAUAUAUUUGUGAUCAGUCAGUGUUUUCAGUAAAACUAAGAAAAGCUUUUAAUGAUUUUGAGAACUCCAGUUUAUCAAUAUUUGUCACUUAAAGUAUGACUUAAUAUUCAAUAUAUGUGUUGUGAUGUUUGUUGUGAUAUAAAAUAUAUGUAAUAUAUGUCGUAGUUAGUCUGCUCUCUAUCCAUGUUAAUAAUAUAUUAUUUUAGUAACACCAUAACUUAACCUUUAUUUACAUCCAUGUCUUUGUCCUUUUAAAUAUUAUUGUCUACUUUAAAUAUAAUUUAUACUUUUGUGUUUGUUUCAUAAUAAACUUUGUCUG